This is a messenger RNA of Epinephelus moara (kelp grouper), 3662 nucleotides long. Its product is annotated as paxillin-like. Gene Ontology annotation, biological process: substrate adhesion-dependent cell spreading; endothelial cell migration; transforming growth factor beta receptor signaling pathway. The transcript has 11 exons. The record is from RefSeq and is a predicted model, not a curated record. Bases 216 to 1808 code for a protein of 530 amino acids. Lineage: Eukaryota; Metazoa; Chordata; Actinopteri; Perciformes; Serranidae.
GACUCCAGGGGGGCAGCAGGGUAUGUGUGUGUUUGUGAGAGUGUUUGAGGCUCGUCGAGCAGCAGGGGAACUUGAAAACUUCACUGCGUUCAGCGAGGGUCGUCUGUGUACGGAGACUCAGCGACUAGGAGCUGAAUCCGCUGCUUUACAGUCCAGCUGUGAUCGACAGAGGAGGACCGGUCCGGUUCUCAGCAUAGGAACGAUUUCCGGCCAACAUGGAUGAUUUAGAUGCUUUGUUGGCGGACCUUGAGUCCACAACAUCCCACAUUUCCAAGCGUCCGCUCUUCCUGUCUGACGAGACUGCUUACUCCUUCCCUGUUGGGGGUCAGACUCAGCAAGACCUCUGCUCUCCACCCCAAGUCCCACCUACUCCCACUGAGCAAACCCUAAACGGACUUGAUGAAACAGAGUCCUCCUCAGCUCAGAGAAGUCCCUGGUCUAGAGAUAGCAGCAGUCCAACUCAACCCAUUGGUGAAGAGGACCACGUAUACAGUUUCCCUAAUAAGCAGAAGAGUAGUGAGUCAUCAGCUGUUGCCAUGAACUCAUCGAUGGGCAGCAACCUGUCUGAGCUGGACCGCCUGCUGUUGGAGCUCAAUGCUGUCCAACAAAGCACCCCUGCCUUCGCCACAGAAGAAGAAGCAGCUCCUCCGCUGCCUGCCAGCAGCAUCAUCCACAGCGUCCAGGAGAAUGGAGUCUCUACUGCAGGCAAGGUUCCUCCACCUGUGCUGGACAAGCCCAAACGCAGUGCAGGAGCUCGGGGAAUCGAGGAUGUACGACCAAGUGUAGAGAGCCUUCUGGAUGAGCUGGAAAGUUCCGUGCCCUCACCCAUUCCCACACCGUUGGCUGUGUCAGACGAACCAACAGAUGGACAAGAGGAAACACCAUCACAGCAGCAAGCCCGAAUGUCUGCCUCCUCUGCCACACGAGAGCUGGAUGAGCUAAUGGCCUCCCUGUCUGACUUCAAAGUCCAAAGCAAUAUCCAGUCCCAGGGGAAGACAUCUCCCACCGGUCCCCCCAAACCAGCCAACAAGCUGGACAACAUGCUGGGAAGCUUGCAAUCCGACCUCAACAGACUCGGUGUCCAGACGGUGGCUAAAGGUGUCUGCGGAGCCUGCAAGAAACCCAUAGUUGGACAGGUGGUGACUGCCAUGGGCAGAACAUGGCACCCGGAGCACUUUGUGUGCACCCACUGCCAGGAGGAGAUAGGCUCCAGGAACUUCUUUGAGCGCGAGGGGCAGCCUUACUGUGAGAAAGACUACCACAACCUGUUCUCGCCGCGAUGCCACUACUGUAAUGGACCCAUAUUGGAUAGAGUAGUGACUGCUUUGGACAAGACUUGGCAUCCAGAGCACUUCUUCUGUGCCCAGUGUGGAGCCUUUUUCGGACCAGAAGGUUUCCAUGAGAAGGAUGGAAAGGCGUUCUGCAGAAAGGACUACUUUGACAUGUUUGCCCCUAAAUGUGGUGGCUGUGCUCGUGCCAUCCUGGAGAACUACAUCUCCGCUCUCAACUCACUCUGGCACCCUGAAUGCUUUGUCUGCAGGGAGUGCUUCACCCCAUUCAUAAACGGCAGCUUCUUUGACCACGAUGGCCAGCCGUACUGUGAGUCGCACUACCACGAGCGGCGCGGCUCGCUGUGUUCCGGCUGCCAGAAGCCCAUCACCGGCCGCUGCAUCACAGCCAUGGGCAAGAAGUUCCACCCAGAGCAUUUCGUGUGCGCUUUCUGCCUCAAGCAGCUCAACAAGGGCACCUUCAAGGAGCAGAACGACAAGCCCUACUGCCAAGGCUGCUUCAUUAAACUCUUCAGUUAGACUGUGUGUUUGUAUAUAAAUGUGUGUGUACAUGCAUCUACACAUUUAUGUCUGAAUGCACGUGUGUGUGCACUCACGUGUCUAGCAUGAAUGAGUCAGUGAAGUGUUUUUUGAGAAUGAGGGCGUUGGUGGAUCACAUCCUUAAGGUGAGAAACGUCUCUCACUAUUGACCCCUGACACUGAAGGGACUUCCCUGCUGUCCAACCUCUCAGGCUUGGCGUUUCACACUUUUGCUAAAGACAUUUUUAACAAAGCCCAAAGAGAUUUUUAUUUAGAGUUUUAUUCCUGUGUGCAGCAAAGAAACUACGCUUAUUUCCCCCUCAUGCGUGUGUACAUAUAUGAGCAAAUGGGUGUCGAAUUAACACUUCCCCAGAGCCCUGAUUUGUAAAUGAUUUACUCCCCCCAUUGCAGGGCAAGACUUUGCACCCUAUGGUGGUUUUAUGCAGUUAGGAGACAGCUGCUUGAUUGCAUGGACCAUGGAGAGUUGAGCAGGUUUGGAAUAUGUUGAGUGUUUAGUGUUAAGCCAAUGAGUGUUGGAAUAAUCUAUGAAACAAAAUGUAUUUUUCUAGCUUUGGAAACUAUUGAGGUGCCAUUUUAAAAUAUAACCAUGAAAACACUCCGUAUGUACAUGCACACACACACACACACACACACACACACACACACUGAACUCCUCCGUCUUCUUCUUCACAUCUUUAGAAUACCAGUUCAAACUCUUUGCACACUCCAACACCAGAUCUCUUGAUGAGACCGUCUUAAGGUGCAUUUAAAGGUGUCGGCGAGAUAUUAGUCCUUAUUUUUCUACUGUUUUACUAUGAAAAUGAACCCGGGUGUUUUCUCAGUUUUAGCGUACAUUACACUCACAUUUGUGCUCUUGUAGGUUGAUUAUUUCCCAUUGGGAGUGACAUCAAACAUACACAUCAACACAUGGACUUUUUUCCCUGUAGCAACUUUGUUUUUACUUUCCUACCGCAAAGUGUGUGUUGUGUCAUUUACAUAAAUGCUCAAAUAAAAUCAAACAGUUGCAACUGAUGAUGAUGAAAAGUAGGUCAAUAAGAAUAAUAUUGUACUACAGUUAUUAGUGUUGAACUUGUGGUGCAAUGUAAAACAAGCCAAAACAGAGCUGAUUGUCUUUACCCCACUUUGAAAAGUGGAGAUUUUCCUGCUGUAUGUACCCACACAGAAUAUAUUCAGACGAAUUUGAUUCAGAAUAAACAAUGCUUCAGUUCAACUUUUUUUUCUCCAUAUUUUACUAUUGCUACUGUUGUGACUGUAUCACUGUAUUAAAUCUAUUAAUAAGGCUGGUUCAAGAUUUAAAACAUGGUUGUGCAUUUGGAUGAGAAGCAUGCUUUCUUUUACGUGGAGUUUUAUCAGCACUCGCUGCCAGUCGCUGUUACAAUCAGAAUCUAAAUUUGUAUACCUGUAAUAUGCUCGACUUUGUGACAGAACUGUGUUUUGCCACCGUUUUGAUGAAAAUAUACAUAUAUAUAUUUUUGAGCUGUUUGGGCUCACACUGAUAUGCAAAGAGCUGGCUCUAUUGGCAUGUAGGCUAACAAUAGUUUACCCUGUUCUCACACACACGACACAUACCAGCUUUGAUUCCAGUGUGUCACACUUCCAAGGAAACGCAGCCCUUAUUACCUUUUUAUUAUGAGUCAUGAACUAUGAUCCUGCUGUCUGGGUUGAUGACAGCGCUUGGCUCACUGACAGAAGCUGGAUGUUAGUUUGAACUGGUCAGGAAUCAGAGUACAGGGCCAAGCCUCUAGCAAACCUUAUGUAAUGACUCAUCUUUAUUUUACAUGUAGCGCUGUUUUGCCGCAUAUAUGAGACAAUGAGUGUUCUUUUUUGGGGGGG